Messenger RNA from Mugil cephalus (flathead mullet), 917 nucleotides. It is a transcript of the gene mrpl48, whose product is annotated as mitochondrial ribosomal protein L48. Lineage: Eukaryota; Metazoa; Chordata; Actinopteri; Mugiliformes; Mugilidae. The record is from RefSeq and is a predicted model, not a curated record. Bases 154 to 798 code for a protein of 214 amino acids. The transcript has 8 exons. Gene Ontology annotation, cellular component: mitochondrial ribosome.
GCGCUAGUUUCCUGUGAACACUUCCGGGAUCAGCAAUUGCACAGUCCAUGCGACAUUUUUUUUGACAUCAUUUAUCCUUGCUACAUGGACUUUAGUUACUAAAUCCCGCUUCGGCAUAUUGUGUGAAUUUUAUUUUCUUUAAAGAGGAAAACUAUGAAUCAUAUUUUGCGAAAGGUGUCGGUCGUGCGGCAGGCGGUUGUGUUGAAUCAAGCUCUUACGUCAUGCAGGGCCACACCAUCCAUCCAGCAUCCUGUUUGGUGCGCGGCAUCCGUUAAUGAAAGGCAGUACAGGAGCAUGCCAACGCACGGGAUCGGGAGGUGGAAGCAUCUUUUAACUAAACGGCCGCCAAGGAAAAAGAAAGGCCCGAUCCAGAUGAGACCAAUCCUUCCUGCGACAUCCCAGGCCUACGGGACUCUUAAUGUGAAAGUGUCUGGUUAUGACAUGACACUGGUGGAGCAUUACUACCAGUAUGUCCACAACCUCUGCAUCCGGCUCGGCAUCAAAGUUGCAUACAGCUAUGCUUUACCAACCAAGAGCACAGAGGUCAUGCUGAUGCAAGAGCAAAGCAGCAAAAUGUACAUUGACUCCGUCCUGAAGACUCAUGAACGAGUGGUCCAGGUAAACCGUCUGAAAGCCACGACGUGUCCCAUCUUCAUAGAAGUUCUGUUAAAGAAUCAACCAGAGGGGGUCCAACUGUCUGUGACGGAGCACACCGAAGCUGAUUUCCACGCCCGCUUCAAGGUGCGUCCACAGCUGCAGGAACUCAGGGCUCAGAUCACUUCCAAAGCUUCUCUGUGAUCCCUAACUUUCCACCUCGCUAGCGACAAAAUACCUGUUUGACUUUAAUUAUUGUCCAGCAUUACUCAGUCAAAUGCUGUUAAAGUUCAUCAUGUGAAUUAAACAACUGUACAUUCAUA